CAAAGUUCAAAGGCAUAAUGGUAGCUAGAAUCAAGCAGAGUGUUACCAAGUCUUGUAAAUCAACAAAUUCAGUGGUUGGAGAGAUUGACACUAAUUCACCUAUUCAAUCUGUUAAAGAUGCUGUUUCUCUAUUUGGUGAAGCUGCUUUGUCUGCUGGGAAUGUUACCAUUAAGAAAGCAAAAUCAAAACCUUAUUCUGUUGAGCGCGUUUGGGCAAAGGAGGCACAACUUCACUUAGCACAGGAAGAGCUGAACAAAUUAAAGGCGAGGCUGAAAAAUGCCGAGGCUACCAAGGCGCAAGUCCUAAUGGAGCUUGAAAAGACCAAAACAACUGUUAUUGAUCUGAAAAAAAAGCUUAAAGUUCUCAAUGAAUCAAGAGAAUUCACAAUUCAUGCAACAAAAGCUUCAAAGAGUCAGGCUGUGAAACAGCUUAAAGAAGAACAGUGUGGCAAUCUUAAUGUAAUCAAUGGUGCUUCGAAAGAAGAGCUCGAAACUGCUGUUCAGAGGUAUAAAUCUAUCAUUGCAGAACUUGAUGUUGCAAAGCAAGAACUGAGGAAAAUUCGUCAGGAGUGUAAGGAAUCUUUGGAAGCAAGAGUUUCAGCUUUCAACCAAGCGGCAGAAGCUAAAGAUGCAAUGAACAUAAAUGCAGAACGAGCGUGUGAGCUUUCGAAAGAAAUUUUAGCCGUACAAGAAUUAAUUCAGCAAAUGAAGGUUGCAUCUGUUGAAGCUGAUCAACAGAAACAGGAGAUACUAGUUGAGAAAAAUGUUCUGAGGCAAUCAUAUAAAUCUUCCCUCGAAGAAUCAGAAAAGAAAUUGCUCGCUUUAAUGAAACAUUUUAAUUCAGAACUCAUUGAAAAUCUUGAAGCGAAGCUUACCGAGACAAUGAGUGAAAUAUCAGCUAUUCAGAAGAAAAUUGAAAAUAAAAAGAUGUCGGACCUUGAACAAGUGAAAAGUGUCACUUUGGAGCUUGAUGGUGCUAAGGAAACACUGCAGAAAGUAUCAGAAGAAGAAAGCUCUCUUAGAAGCUUGGUGGAAGCUCUUCGGAUGGAUUUGGAGUAUGUAAAAAGAGACCACUCAGAAUUGAAGGAAACAGAAUGCGAAACUGAAUCCAUUGUUAAGAAUAUGCAUGCCGAGCUUCAGAGAUGUGAGUCAGAGCUUGAUGUCUACUUGGCAGAAGAAUCUAAAGUUAGGGGUGCAUCUGAGCAAAUGAUCUUGACAUUGAACCAGUUGUCCGAUGAAACUGAAAAUGCAGAGCGAGAAGCAGAAGAUAUGAAGAUCAAUGCAAUCGAAUUGAAGGUGGAAGCUGAAGUCACCAAACAUGCAUUAAAAGAUGCAGAAAUGAAGCUCAAACUAGCAUUAGAAGAAGCAGAAGCGGCAAAAGCAGCAGAGGACCGUAUUCAUGAUCAGAUCAGAGACUUAUCCGAAAGGAAUAAUACUGCUCACGCUUCAACGACUGAAUCCGGUGCUAGAAUUACUAUCUCGAGGGAGGAAUAUGAGUCCUUAAACUGCAGAGCUGAGGAGUGUGAUAAACUAGCGAGUGCAAAAGUGGCGGCUGCGACAGCACAUAUUGAAGCUGCAAAGCUCAGUGAAAAUGAGGCUCUCAUAAAGUUAGAGGCAACUCAGAUGGAAAUUGAGGAUAUAAAGAAAGCAACGCAUGAGGCCUUGAAAAAGGCCGAGAUGGCUGAAAAAGCAAGGAAAAUGGUGGACAGUGAGCUUAGAAGGUGGCGCGAGAGAGAUCAUAAGAAAGCAGCAGAAACUGUGGCUCGAGUAUUGGCUGAAACACCAAUGCCGUCAUCUUUAUCGUCUUCAUCACGUUUAUCUCCUCGGCUUUACAAGAUUCAAAAGCAGCAUUCACUUCCACAAAACAUGGAGGCGAGGAAGUUGGAUAAAGGGAAGAAAAUUCUAAUGCCUAGUAUUAGUAGCCUUUUUCCUAGGAAAAAAAGCUUGCAGGUUGAGAGAGGACUUCCUUCUUACCUUCCAGGUGAGACUCCUUUGUGAAAUUUGUUCUAAUUUUGUGAGAGUAGCAUGUUGAUUUAUGUGAGAGUAGAGUUCUAUGCUAUCAGAUUUUUGUCUUCAUCAUAGAGUAUGAGGGAAAUGAAUUUUGAAAUAUCAGUAGUUUGGUAACAAAUUCAGGUUGAAUGUUGCAGUAGAUUAUUGUUGCUGAAUUUUGAGGUUUCAUGUUUUGUAGUUUGAUAAACUUUUUGCAACAAGCAUU
Molecule: messenger RNA, 2214 nt
Organism: Medicago truncatula (barrel medic)
Lineage: Eukaryota; Viridiplantae; Streptophyta; Magnoliopsida; Fabales; Fabaceae
Product: WEB family protein At5g55860
Exons: 2
Coding region: 18-1997 (659 amino acids)
Biological process (GO): chloroplast accumulation movement; chloroplast avoidance movement
Cellular component (GO): cytosol
Source: RefSeq, a predicted model, not a curated record